Messenger RNA from Aplysia californica (California sea hare), 3173 nucleotides. RefSeq names its product cilia- and flagella-associated protein 69. The transcript has 22 exons. Gene Ontology annotation, biological process: positive regulation of flagellated sperm motility. The record is from RefSeq and is a predicted model, not a curated record. Bases 148 to 2961 code for a protein of 937 amino acids. NCBI's taxonomy places the organism in Eukaryota, Metazoa, Mollusca, Gastropoda, Aplysiida, Aplysiidae. Gene Ontology annotation, cellular component: sperm midpiece; non-motile cilium.
ACUGCUUCCUUAGUGAUUGUUUUCAUCAUGGCCGUCUCUGUUUAGUAGAAUGUAGUUUCGUUUACAUCGGUCUGCUCUGCUCCUUACAAGAGGCAGAGAUUUCUUUAUAUUAUCCUUCAAUUUUUGUGAGUGAGCUCGGAUAUCAUCAUGGCUGUUGUACAAACGGUUGGACAGUCCAAGAGGCUUCAGAGUAGCCUUGAGCCCGACAAAGCCAGAAUACCUUUGGUUACACACAUCAUUACUGACGAUGAUUUGGGCAUAGUUGAGGGGUCAAAGUUACAGCAAGUCAACCUGAAAAGGGUUAUAAAGCUGCUGACAGAUCCACACUCAAUGAUGUUAUAUGAAAGACAUGUUCAUGCACUGACAAGGAUGGCACGUCAUUACAACAAAGGCUUCCCAAUGAAAGACCUAGUGAUGGUCUUCAAGAUCUUGAAUGUCUGUGCUGAUCGUGUUGAUUCAAACCCCAUCUAUGAACAGCCAAUCAUAGAAAUCCUGAAGCUCUGCAGUUUUCCAUUUCUGAUGGAAAAAUCAUCCGAUGAACUUGUGUAUGAGCAAAUUGUUGUUGAAUCAAUUUCACAACUAGGCUAUCUGAUGAGAAUUCCAAGUUCUGAUGUGAGAAAACAAAUAUGUGACACUUUGUUGUUGUUCACAUCAAUGAAGCCAACACAAGAUGUUCAAAAUUUCAAGCCUGCAGAUUUGGCAUUCAACAGAAAAAUGAUUGAAUUCAGUGACAUCUCAGAGACCUUGGUCAAGUCAUUGGCCCUGCUGGAAACAGAUUUGCCUGCGAAACUGAAAGUGCUUGAAAUCCUUCAGAUUUUCUCCAAAAAUUCUGUGAAGAACUGUGACCAGAUGCUCUUUGUUGAUGGUGGAAGACGAAUCUGUUCUCGUCUGAUGGACCCAGACUCUAGUGGACAGCUUUUAUUUCGAUCAGUGGAAACUCUGUGGAACCUAAUGGAGAACGGGGACAAAGCAGUACUGGCUAAACAGCUCAACAACCUGACCUGCAUCAGUCAACUCCGAGACGCCUUUGUCUAUCAGCUGACACAAGGGUACAGCCACUAUGACCGACAACUGAGGAAUGACCUCCUUGUUAUUGCUACUUUGGUGGCCUCCCAGUGCCCAGAAGCCCCCUUUGUGGAGACUGGAUUUGCAAAACAACUUACCCUGUUUGCCACUUUUCAGGAAGUCAAGUCUCACAAUGCCCUGGUCCGCCACUUGAAACUCCUGACAAAUCAUGAGGACUUUGAACUUCGGAAGUUGCUCUUCAACAUAUUGGUGGUUUUGAGCAAAGACAGCACAGUUGUCUCAAUUCUGUCCGAUGGCCAUCUCCUCUUGGCCCUGUUUUCCUUUGUGCAUGCAAAUGACAAAAAGACCGGGCCCCGGGAAUGGAACCCCGCCCAGUUUGAAGAACUGCAGCUUCAGGCUAUGGCCUGCUUGUGCACCUUGUGCCCACUUCUGCUGGAGGACUACAUGACGUGUCAGGGCUCCACUCGCCUCCUGCUGUUGCUGGAGUGGUGUGUUGGUCCAGAUGAAUUCUGCGGACAAGGAAACAGCUUCCAUGGUACUGGUGGUCGGGGAAACAAGAAGGCCCAAAUGAGACAUUGCUUGCGUCUGAUGAGGAGUGUUGUGUCCACGGAGGAUGAGGUUGUCCUGCAGGAUCUGGCCGACCAAGGAGCCAUCAAUCAACUCAUUGCUCUGUGCACAAAGUGGGUUCUGAAUACAGCCUUCACCCAGAGAACAGAUGAAAAUGAUGUUGUGGAGAUUGAGAUGCAGUCUGACAUUCUCUUCAUUCUGUCCUGUUUGUGUGAUGGGGACAUGCACCGCAAGGAACUCUUUGGUGUCCAAGGUGUUGAUAUGGUUGUUCGUUACCUUCGCACCGAUACACGGCUCCUCAACAGUGGACUGGGUCACCACAAACUUCUCCUGGCUUCUAUUGACUGCACUUGGUGUGCGAUUGUUGGUUGCUUUGUCACAGAAGACUACUUCCUAGAGAAGGAAGGAGUUUUCCUGCUCUUUGACCUGCUGGAGGUCUGUCCCAAGAACAUGCAUAAUGUGAUUCUGGGCUGCUUGCUGGAUCUGUGCGAGAACCCAAAGACAGUGAACCAUGUGUUGACGUGGCGUGGGAAGGACGGAUGCACUGCGUCUCACCUUCUGUGUCAGAUCUGGCGACUGGAAGAGAGUGAGAUCGGUGUGAGAAGAGAUACUCAAGGGGCUAUUACAGAUGUGCACCAUCCUUUGAUGGGUCACAUUCAAGUUGAGAUGGGCACUGUUGCCAUGCCAGCCUCAUGUGUCAGCCAGGCCAUUGCUGAUGUUGGAGAAAACAUGAGGGCCAAAGUGUACUCCCUCUUCUGUAAAAUGGGAUUCACUGACCUGCCUGGACUAACAGUGGAGGACCACGUCACUCUAACAAUCAUAGAGAAAUAUCUGGACUUCAAGAUGGGAGAGGUCUGGACGGAAACAAUUGGGGAGUUGCAAGCGGAGCAGGUCCGUCCAGUGACACCUGAUCAAGAGGCUAUUGAGGCCAUCACUCGCGCCAUUGAAGAACGUGCUCAGAUUGUGGUCACCACGCAGAGUGAACUGCUAGAAGCUCAGAAGAACCAGGAUAUUCUUGACGAGCAAGAAUUCUAUGCAGACAUAAGAGAGAACCACCGCCAGAAAGAAAAAGCCAUUGCAGAUUUCAAUGAUUAUGUGUCAAGGACUUCCAACUUUGCCCUCCUCAAGGCCGCAAAGGAGAGACAAGAGAUUUCAAUUGAUGCGUCAAGAAUGCAACCAAAAUACAAAGAACAGGAGCAUUUCCACAAUGUUGACCUUCCCAACUUGACAACUACAGUCUUCAGUGGAAAGCAUGUGACUGUCAUGAACAUUCCAAAACACAGCAACGACGAUGAUAUAGAGUCCAAGUUUGAGCCAGUCCUAGAACCCAUGAUGGAGAGAAGAAUUUUCAAGCACCUUACUAUGUAGUGAACUCAAGAGUGUGCACUGUUGAAAAUGGAUCAAAUGACAUUUCAAAACAAAAAAACCUGUUUGUUUUUUACAGUGAUAGUUUGGUCUAGCAUAGGUAUGUUGCAGUCUAACACUUGAUCAAAUAUUGUCGUCUGUUCAGGUUUUUAGCUUGUAUUUAAUUUUUUUUUUCAUUGUACAUGCUUGAAAAAAGAGUUAUGUUUUGUACUGUG